AAUCAGGCUUACCUCUAUUUGGAUGGGCGCGAAAUUAUCGUUUAAAUCCUCGAUCAAAAUGGGAUGCGCAAUAUCAGGCGUGACACCCAAGUCAGGUGGAGACGGGAACGCCGACGUUGGACUACCACAUCUCAGCGACAAUCAGAUCCAGAUGAUCAAAGAGUCAUGGAAAGUUAUCCGGGACGACAUUGCGAAAGUUGGAAUUAUCAUGUUCGUCAGGCUGUUUGAGACCCAUCCUGAGUGCAAGGAUGUCUUCUUCCUAUUCCGAGAUGUGGAGGACCUGGAGAGGCUGAGGAACAGCCGGGAGCUGAGGGCUCAUGGGCUGCGAGUGAUGUCAUUCAUUGAGAAGAGUGUGGCGCGUCUGGACCAGCUGGAGCGACUGGAGGCGUUGGCCAUUGAGCUUGGAAAGAGCCAUUACCGGUACAACGCCCCACCCAAAUACUACAGCUAUGUAGGGGCAGAAUUCAUCUGCGCUGUCCAGCCUAUUCUGAAGGAGCAGUGGACCCCUGACUUGGAGGAGGCCUGGAAGACCAUGUUCCUGUACGUGACCGGCUUAAUGAAACAAGGUUACCAGGAAGAGGAACGAAUGCGCCUUCAGCAGGACUCCACCUCCCCGAAGGCGCGGCCCGACAAGAGGAACACGGCCUUAUGAAGCCAACCGCCAAGUCAUUCAGUAAAAGGACUUUUCAGAAGAAGCACACUGUUGUGGCUUACAUGAAUUGACAACUCCAUCAUUGUUAGCAGUACACCAUGAAGAUGUCUUGUUCAACCUAGAACACUUUACCCCUCAGUUAAAACUUUUACACACAUCUUUUAUGGAGAAUGGGAGUUGCACUUGAACCAACAAAACGUAUGGCCACUUUUCAAAUGAGUUUGAAACAUAAAUGUGGUAAAAUCCAAUGACUGUGCACAAGUUAGACGCCAUUUUCAGUAAA
This is a messenger RNA of Gadus chalcogrammus (walleye pollock), 935 nucleotides long. It is a transcript of the gene xgb, whose product is annotated as x globin. Gene Ontology annotation, molecular function: heme binding; oxygen binding. The coding region runs from base 23 to 652 and encodes 209 amino acids. The transcript has 5 exons. Lineage: Eukaryota; Metazoa; Chordata; Actinopteri; Gadiformes; Gadidae. The record is from RefSeq and is a predicted model, not a curated record.